Molecule: messenger RNA, 1760 nt
Organism: Hydra vulgaris (swiftwater hydra)
Lineage: Eukaryota; Metazoa; Cnidaria; Hydrozoa; Anthoathecata; Hydridae
Product: equilibrative nucleoside transporter 1
Biological process (GO): nucleoside transmembrane transport
Cellular component (GO): plasma membrane
Molecular function (GO): nucleoside transmembrane transporter activity
Source: RefSeq, a predicted model, not a curated record
CUUCCUGUGCUGUAAUUUUGAUAUGACUAACGGCUAAAUUGUUGGCGAUGCAAAUUAACGGUAUCAUGGAAACCAGAUGGUUUCUUUUUGCGGCAUCUUAUGCGAUCUGUUGUUUUUUCAUGUUUACCUGAACUAGCUUGUGAUGUUUGGAGAAAAAAAUUAAUAUGAGUUCCAACUCAAAGUUAUUUUUAUAUCUUUAUGAAAACUUUAAGGUUAAUCUUGUCAGAGAUUAAUUGAGCAAGAAGCAUCAAAUGCUGGCUAUUAAGAGAAAUCAUCCAUGAAUUAUUAGAUAAAAUUAAAGUCUUAAAAAAUGAUCGAGUGUAAUAUAUCAUCUAAUUUGUUAGCUAUUAAAGACAACCAAAUAAAAAAAAUAGAAAACAACCCAAAAGAUAGGUACAAUAUUGUCUACAUUAUUCUGUAUGGUCUUGGCUGCGGAACAACUUUGCCAUGGAAUUUUUUCAUCACUGCUAAUAGCUACUUUAGCAUGAAAUUCGAAAGUGAACCGCUAUUAACAAAGUCGUUUCAAAAUUACUUUUCUUUGGCUGCAAUGCUUCCAAACUUGUUGAUGAUGUUUUUAAAUGUUAUUUACUUACAAAGGUUUUCACGUGUCAAGCGCAUUUGUAUUUCUUUAUUCAUAAUGAUUGUUGUAUCUAUAGCAACAACAUCUUUGGUUUUAACUGAUACAUAUUCAUGGACUGUACAAUUUUUUGUUAUAACAAUUGCAAUGCUGGUUGUAAUCAAUGGAUCUGCUGCAGUUUUUCAAGGUGCAUUAUUUGGGUUUGCAUCUUUGUUACCUUCAAAGUAUUUGCAAGCUGUAAUGGCUGGGCAGGGUCUUGGCGGACUACUUGUUUCAGUGAUCAGUAUUAUUUCUAUGUUUGGUAACAUUAUAGCAAGUGCCUUUGGUUGCUUUUGUACUGCUGCAGUUGUAUUAAUCAUUUCUAUGGUUAUGUAUAUACUCCUGGAAAGAUUAAGUUUCGUAAAGUUUUACACCAGAAAAUUGUUGUUAGAUAGUGUAUAUUUGGAAGAAUUUAAAGAAAAAUCUCAUGUUUUUACUGAAGAUACACAUGAAGAUCAUGAACACAAUGACUCAGCAAUAAUUGUACAACCAGAAAAAAAUGGUAUUUUACACAUAUUUAAAAAGAUUUUGCCAGCAAGUUUAUCAGCCUUUUUAGUCUUUUUUGUGACUCUAUCUGUUUUUCCAUCUACAAUUGCAAGGAUUCAGUCUAGUAGUAACCAGCAUAACCAAUGGACAGAUAAAUUUUUUAUCCCUGUAACAUGCUUUCUGUUGUUUAAUCUUGGUGAUUUUUUGGGUAAAUGUCUGUCUGGCUUUGUAUACUGGCCUAAAACCAGUCGUCUCUUAAUUUUGAUGUGUGCGGCACGUUUGGUAUUUUUGCCGUUGUUUGCGUUGUGCAAUGCUCAACCUCGUGACAACGGAACAUUAAUUGUCUUCCAACAUGAUGCAUGGCCCAUUUUAUUUACGAUAGUUUUUGCGACCACUAAUGGUUAUCUAGGAUGUAUAGCUGUCAUGCAAGGACCGACAUAUGUAAAUGCUCGUGACGCUGAAAUGGCUGGAACUAUUAUGGUUUUUUCUGUUGUGGCUGGAUUAACUUGUGGUGCUGCAUUUUCAUUUGCUAUUGCUCCAAAUUUGUAAACCAAUUCUUUGUUAAUAACUUAUUUUAUUGCUUAUGUUCUAAAAGUUAUAAUAUAAAUUUGUUUAUAUAUAAAUUUGUAUAAAGUUUUUAUUCUCCUUAAAUAUUUCU